Cryptococcus amylolentus CBS 6039 is the source of this 1239-nucleotide messenger RNA. RefSeq lists its product as hypothetical. The record is from RefSeq and is a predicted model, not a curated record. The transcript is spliced from 2 exons. Lineage: Eukaryota; Fungi; Basidiomycota; Tremellomycetes; Tremellales; Cryptococcaceae. The coding region runs from base 74 to 907 and encodes 277 amino acids.
CAUUAACUUUGUGGACAGCACGGGCAAUCUGCAGCCCGAGCGCCUCUUUCUGUCACCCUUACAUCCACCAGAAAUGGACAGGAAUCUCGACGAAUCAUUCGACGAAGACGACUCUCUCUUCUCGGUAUCCGGCCCCUCAAACAAUCCCCGUCCCCUGUACAGCACUCCGCCUGCUCCUGCGGGGCGCGGGUCACGAUAUGCCCAACACCUCACACCCCCGGGUCCAGGUGUCUCUAUCUCGGGACGGUUCCCACCUGUUCUAUCUUCCCCGAUAGUCGAAGGUGACUCUUCUUCAGCGUACCACCCCAACACCAGUGGUCUGCAACCGGGCAUCGACCGCUCUUGGGCGCGCAACCACGGCUCCACCGGCCAAGAUGAAGAAGGUGAGGACGAAGAAGAGCCCUCGACCGCGAUGACUGGGAUAGCCGCCGCGGGGGAGGAAACGUUUGAUGAAGAAGAGGCCGGGGAUGACGAAGCAGGCUCUGAUGGGUCUUCUGAGCAGUAUGACCCUGAGGGAGAUCCAGAGACGUUUGCGAAAAGACUGGAUGAGCUGGCGGGAGUGCUGGAGAGAGGCGAGGUCGAGGCAGGGGAGCUCAAGUGGGGGCCUGUCAUUACGAGGGGCGCUGGUAAUAUGUCCAAGACAUCCAACAGAGAUCUCAAGGCUGUCAUCAACCAUCAUCUGUCUACCACGGCUUGGCAAUAUUCCUCCUCUGCCCUCACACCGUUCCCCGACCCCAACCAUUUUGACACUUUCGAUUCACUUUCGGCCCACGUUGAUUUCGUCGGAGCGCACCCGAUCAGGGUAGUGGGGCAGAACUGGAGUGACAGGGAUGUGCUGUUUGAGAUGGGCAUAUUAGGGCUGGACGCAGGAAGCGGCGGGUCGAGUGCGUCAGAGAGGUCUCCGUGAUAUCGCAGCGUAUUUGAGCGUGAGUUGGGAGUGUUGAAUGACCUUAAACGUGUUGUAUGUAUGACUGUAACAUGUCGCCAGUCAACUGAUUAUGUCACGGCAGCGAUGACUAUCGAGUAAUGGCCUUGCGUGCGAGGGUGCAGAGGACUUUAGAGAAGAGUAUUGAGGCUGGGGACUCCCCACUCUCUGCAUUAUAGCCACGUCCAUCCCACAAGCCCAGUGAUACUGCCAUCAAAAGACAUAGAGGGCUGGGACGGACAUUUCCCACGAACGAGUGCAUAUGUACUGUCUGCAGAGGUAGCCAGCACGCUGCCAAAUAUCAUGCACGUGAG